UAAUUCCAGGAAACUCACAUUACAACUCAGCAGAUCUCGGCUGCCCUCGCUCCUUCUCUGCCCCCGUUUCCCAAACAACAACUUCCCUUCCCCGGAGCCGGAGAGGAGCCCCUCCGCCGGCCGGGGCCGUGGGGUGGCGGGCAGGAAAAGAAGAGCGGCCCACCCAGGACCGGGAGGAGCCGGGGACGGGGAGGAGAGAAGGGGUCUCCAGCCCAGAGGGCCACCUGAGGCGGAAAUGUCCACAGACGGCUUAUCAAGCAAAGCCCUGAAGAUCAAGCGGGAGCUGGGCGAGAACACCCCGCACCUGUCGGACGAGGAGCUGAUGGGGCUGUCGGUCCGCGAGCUGAACCAUCACCUGCGCGGGCUGUCCAAGGAGGAGGUGGCCCGGCUGAAGCAGCGGCGCCGCACGCUUAAGAACCGCGGCUACGCCGCCAGCUGCCGCGUCAAGCGCGUGUGCCAGAAGGAGGAGCUGCAGAAGCAGAAGACGGAGCUGGAGCGCGAGGUGGACAAGCUGGCCCGCGAGAACGCUGCCAUGCGGCUGGAGCUGGACGCCCUGCGAGGCAAGUACGAGGCCCUGCAGGGCUUCGCCCGCUCCGUGGCCGCCCACGGCCCCGCCACCAAGGUGGCCCCGGCUAGCGUCAUCACCAUCGUCAAGUCCGCCAACCCGGCCGCCUGCUCCUAGUCCCGCCCCUCUGGCCUCCUGUCCCCUCCUCUGCCCCCCACCCGGUCCUCUCUCUCCCCCCACCACCUCCGCUGCCCUCACCCCCCACAGACUGUGAGCCCAGCCCAGUCCACUCCCCCGACCAUCACCACACCAGUUGUUUUGGGGUUGGGGCCUUCCGGUCCCUCCCCAUCCACAGAAAUGGAGAGGUUAGUGACCGCACCUCCUCCUCCCAUCCCGCCCCACUUCUGAAAGCAGAUGUUGGUCCCCGCCUCCCUCCUCUCCCUCCAGCGUAUUUAUGAAGAUGGUUUAGCCCUGGGGUGGAGGUGGGGAAAAGAUCCACUUCUGUCAUCCGCUGGGGGUGGGCCCUUGAAACCGGUGGGGAUGAGGGGUCCGAGUACCCCGGUCCCCGUUCCGCCCCUCUCUCCCCACGCCAUACCCGCCGCGGGGAAGGAGGCUAAGGCCCGGUCGACGGUCAGACUGGGGAUGACCGGUCCCCGUCCACGCCCCUUCCGUGUCCUCGGUCCCCAGGGGAGAGAGAGCGGCUCGGUGGCCCUGGAAAUCCAGGCUUCGGGCCCAGGCCGUACCCUCGGCCGGCCCAACACCGCUCUCAGACUCAGUUCCCCUGGGUUCCCCUGGAGAGAGGGUGGAGAUUGGAGACAGAGAAGGAGCGAGGGACCUCCAGCCAAAGAGGGGAGUGGGGCCAGAUGAGAGGGAAGAGACUCCUAUGAUCAGCCCUCCCCCUGCCACCCCCACAGGGCCAGAGACAGCCAAAGGCCAGACCAAGCCCAGGGCUCCACAGCCAACUGGGGAUGGUGACCCUCUUGCAGACCCCUUCCCUCUGCUCCUUGGCCACAGGAGUGGAGGGGAGGUGGUUACGGGACAGAAGGGAGAGCUUCAGAGGGAACCCAUCGAAGGCAGCAGGACCGGAGCUGGUGGGGAAAGAGGAGAGAUGAGAGGGGAGAACUCCCCCCCCCCCCCCCGCCUGAUACAGCUCAGCUUGGGGAGAGGGACGGGCCGACUCUGCCCCUGGCCCGGAGACCUAGGCCAGAAAGAAGGGGGAAGUCGCUGGCUGGGGUGGGGGGCGGUGUCGAGAAGUGCCGCAGCAGAGGGUGGGAGUGAGGGGGCGGGUGAGGAGGGGCAGUGAGGCUCCCCCUGUUCUAGCUUCCAGUCUAGGGAGGGUGGGUGAAGGCUCUGUAGAGGGAAAGUGGUCCCUUCUCAGGAUGCCACUGCAAGGCAGACCAGGCAUCCACUGUUGCCAAUCCCACUUCCCUUCCCUUCCUGUUCCUCCUGCUCCCACCCCCCUCCACACACCUGGGAGGGAGGGGCCGGACAAGGCAACAUCUCUUUCACCUGCCUCUCUCCCUACCAUCUUCCUCUUUUUAUUUAUUGCACGGAAUAAAUUAUUCUCCACAGCCACCAACGCCCCCUCCCAGCCCCAGCCCCGCCCCCAGUAACCUGACCGGUGAGCGGCCCCGAGCUGGACUUUAUAUUUUAUAUCUGCAAAUCACAUUUUAUCUUAUAUGUAUGGAAAGCCAAAAGAAAAAGCCAAAAAAAAAAAAUAGAUCCCAGAUCUUAUUUAUUUUCUGACUUACAGUAAGCGCCUGCUCGCCUCCUGUAUUUUGUAGACUUUCUGAAUAAAGCAAGUUCUCUUUUCCAUGG
Ornithorhynchus anatinus (platypus) is the source of this 2323-nucleotide messenger RNA. It is a transcript of the gene MAFF, whose product is annotated as MAF bZIP transcription factor F. Gene Ontology annotation, biological process: regulation of epidermal cell differentiation; regulation of transcription by RNA polymerase II. Gene Ontology annotation, molecular function: RNA polymerase II cis-regulatory region sequence-specific DNA binding; DNA-binding transcription factor activity, RNA polymerase II-specific. Gene Ontology annotation, cellular component: nucleus. The transcript has 3 exons. The record is from RefSeq and is a predicted model, not a curated record. The coding region runs from base 236 to 682 and encodes 148 amino acids. Lineage: Eukaryota; Metazoa; Chordata; Mammalia; Monotremata; Ornithorhynchidae.